Brienomyrus brachyistius is the source of this 2139-nucleotide messenger RNA. RefSeq names its product methylcrotonyl-CoA carboxylase subunit 2 (gene mccc2). The transcript is spliced from 17 exons. Gene Ontology annotation, cellular component: mitochondrion; methylcrotonoyl-CoA carboxylase complex. NCBI's taxonomy places the organism in Eukaryota, Metazoa, Chordata, Actinopteri, Osteoglossiformes, Mormyridae. Gene Ontology annotation, biological process: L-leucine catabolic process. The record is from RefSeq and is a predicted model, not a curated record. Gene Ontology annotation, molecular function: methylcrotonoyl-CoA carboxylase activity. The coding region runs from base 102 to 1805 and encodes 567 amino acids.
AAUCUGGUGGGAGGGAUUCAUGCUCUGCGCCCUCCCAAUUGUUUCUCGCCUAAACCUAGAUGUUUCUUUUAAAGACUUAACAUUGAAUAUUUGCUUAUAUAAUGAUUUCGCAAAUUCUGAGAUCUUCGCUGUGUGUACUUCGUUGCAUACGGACAACUUCGACAUCCGGUAUAAGACUUUAUCAUGGAGACAACGUAGCGACUCUUGGUUCACAGCCUGAUACACAGUCGGCGAUUUAUCAGGAGAACUAUGAACGAAUGCAAACACUCGUGAAUGAAUUGAAAACAAGGGCAGAGAAAAUCAAAUUGGGGGGUGGAGAAAAGGCCAGAAAGCUGCACACAUCCAGAGGAAAACUGCUGCCCCGAGAGCGCAUUGACAGAGUCCUGGACCCAGGUUCCCCUUUUCUGGAGUUCUCUCAGUUUGCUGCUUAUCAGUUGUAUGGGAAUGAGGAGGUUCCAGCUGGAGGCAUAAUUACAGGAAUUGGACGAGUUUCAGGGGUAGAGUGUGUUAUUGUGGCCAACGAUGCCACUGUCAAGGGGGGCACCUAUUACCCAAUCACAGUGAAGAAGCACCUCCGGGCUCAAGAAAUAGCUCAGCAGAACCAUUUGCCAUGUAUAUAUUUAGUGGAUUCUGGUGGGGCCAAUUUGCCCAGGCAAGCCGACGUUUUUCCAGACCGUGAUCACUUCGGACGUAUCUUCUUCAAUCAGGCUCGCCUAUCUUCCGAAGGAUUAUCACAGAUAGCGGUCGUUAUGGGAUCCUGCACUGCUGGGGGGGCCUAUGUCCCUGCCAUGGCCGAUGAGAGUAUCAUAGUGAGGAAACAAGGGACCAUUUUUCUUGGAGGACCUCCUUUGGUAAAGGCAGCUACUGGUGAGGAGGUGUCUGCUGAAGAUCUGGGAGGAGCUGACCUUCACUGCAGAAAGUCUGGUGUCACUGACCACUACGCCCUGGAUGAUAGCCACGCGCUCCAUUUAGCUCGCAAAGCAGUACGAAGUUUGAACUACAUGAAAAAUCUCGAUGUGACUGUGGAACCACCUGAAGCCCCCAUUUUUCCAGAGGAUGAGCUGUACGGCAUUGUUGGAGAGAACUUGAAACGAAACUUUGAUGUCAGAGAAGUUAUUGCGAGAAUUGUGGAUGGAAGCAAGUUUGAUGAGUUCAAGGCAUUGUAUGGAGACACACUGGUCACUGGUUUCUCCAGAAUAUUCGGUUACCCUGUGGGAAUCAUUGGGAACAAUGGAGUCUUGUUUUCAGAAUCUGCCAAGAAAGGAACCCAUUUCAUUCAGUUAUGUUGCCAGAGGAAAAUACCUUUAAUUUUCCUUCAAAAUAUAACUGGUUUCAUGGUUGGCAGAGAGUAUGAAGCAGGAGGAAUUGCUAAGGAUGGAGCAAAGAUGGUGAUCGCUGUGGCCUGUGCCAAUGUGCCUAAGAUCACAGUGAUUAUUGGGGGCUCAUAUGGUGCAGGCAACUAUGGAAUGUGUGGCAGAGCAUACAGCCCCAGAUUCCUGUAUAUGUGGCCCAAUGCUCGUAUAUCUGUGAUGGGCGGCGAACAAGCCGCCACUGUUCUGGCCACCAUCACCAAAGACCAGAAACUGCGUGAGGGAAAAGAAUUUACAGCAGAACAGGAGGCAAGUAUGAAAGAACCCAUAGUGAAGCGAUUUGAAGAAGAGGGUAACCCAUACUACUCCAGUGCCAGACUUUGGGACGAUGGCAUCAUUGACCCAGCUGAUACCCGUCUGGUACUGGGACUUAGCCUUAGUGCAGCACUUAAUUCUCCUGUCCAAAAGACAAACUUUGGCGUAUUCAGGAUGUGAUUCCACAAGCACAAUGCUUUCAAGAUGUCUAUGGACCUUAGAGCCGUUUCCUCCCGUACACCAUCUUCGUCUGUCUCAGACAUUCAUAAAAUAGGUUACAAAAAAUGUUUUGGUGUGAAACAGGAUUCGCUACUAUGUAUCGUUCUUUGGUUGCAAAGUAAAUCAUGUGCAUACAAAAAAAAAAGUUUGCAGUCAGAUUAUGAGUUUAAAAUUUGAGUGUGUGUAGAUGUGAUCAACUAAACUAUUCUGAAAUUAUUAAUGUCACCUGUAUUAAUCUAUUCCAUGAUGAAACUAUUUUGAAAACUAUGACAAAUACAUUAUAAUUUCUAAUCUG